AUUACACAUGUGUAAUUCCUGCAAUGCAUGUAGCGCGGGAGAUGACAACACUUGGUGAUAUUCGGCUCUUCAGCCUCGCAGGUGAAACAGGAUUCUAAAGAGUGUUACAACAGGUUGAACUGCAAUUUCUUUGAGAAAAUGGUGAUCAUCGAAGUUUCGAAAAUGGAAAUUUUAUACGAUAUUCCGUGUAGAAGGCAAGAAAAUAUUAUUGGUGUUGGAAAAGCAGAUAACGGUUUCCGCACACGAAAACGCGUUAGAAGUGAUCAUUUACCCCGAAAUCCAAUUCAGUCGAGGCAUGGAGACAGGUGGUAUGCCUUAACAGUGGUCCUCUUAAUUUAUUCUACACUGUCCACAGCAUCGGGUCAAGUCAUCGACAGAAAAGCUGGGAUUGUAAAUAAUGUUACUGGCUGUCUCGUGGAAGUUAACCAGAAAAGUGAAGUUAACCUUAGAUGGACAACACAAGAAAACAAUCAGCUCAUGGAUGCUCUUGUCGAUGGAAAACUAAUUGCCAACUAUGAUCUACAUUUGGGUGAUUACCAACUUUACAACAACAAUGAUUCUAAUGUGUAUGCACCCUUUAUGUUUGAAAAUAAAACUUGCCAACUUACAAUAAAGAAAGUAGAGAGGCAUAUUCUUAAAAUUCUGAUUACUGGUACUGACAUUGAUAAUUUCGAGGUCAGUGGCAAACGAGCAGCAAUCUGCAGGGACUUCAAUUCAGGAUGGAUAUACCUUAAAGUAACUGUAAACACCACCAACACCAAUGAAAUAAGUCCCCAUAAAGCAAACUUGGAAAUUAUAAUAGGCGCAACAGUAGGAUCGGCUCUUCUUGUGACGCUUAUUGUUGCUGCUGUCAUACUUUUUAUCAGAAGGAGGACAGCUACACGUUCCGGUGGAGUCAAUGGCGAUGGCACUUCUUCCAGAGAUCAUGAACAAUUUCUUUCAGACCGAACAACCAAUGAAACAAGACAAGGAAAUGUGGCCUUUCUACGACAAAAAUAUGAGAAGAAUGAUACUAAAUCAUGUCUAGAAGAUGAAAGCAGCGGUUAACAAUGCCAGCUAUGCCAACCGUCCAUCUGGUCGAAAUGGAUAGUCGUGGCUCCCUAAUUUCUAAAAAGUCCAACUGUUACAAGCUGAUUUUAUAUAGAAAAACUAGUUGUUGUUGAUUGAGAAUAUAUUUCAAACAUGUUGUUUCUCAAAGGUGAACAGUAAUUCUUUUUUUGUAAUGUACUUUCUCCAACCUCAGAUAAGUAGAUCCAAUAAAUUAACGAUGCAAGAGAUUCUUAUCUUGCACACGGAAAGAAAAAAGAUAAAACAUGUACCCGUAUGGAACUUUUUAAAUGAUUUUCAUAUCGUAAUUACCCCCCUUAUUGAAGACUGUCGUCUGUAGAAUUAUAAAAACCUUUCAAGAAAUAAUGAUUCACUCUCCUUAGAACUAUAAUAAACCGAAAAGACUUUUUACAUUAUCUGAGUCAUCGCGCGCUCAACCAUGACAACCACGAAUUAUCACAUAUCCAUACGCAUAUAUUUUCGAUACGCACAAAAAUACAUUUUACUUAAUAUUUUGUUUAACUGAGGUGGGAGAAAAAGAAUCUACCAACCCUCGAGCAGGGAGUUUUGCGAAAACUCGGUAAACUCUCGGCCAUGGAAAAUACUUAUAGACUAUUCUAGAAGAUGUAACAUUUUUUUUUAUGAAUGUUAACCCGUCAUUAAAUUGCUUUACGUUUAAGAAUAUGUUUGACAGUAUUUUAAAACUUAUAAUAUGUAUAUCCGUGCAUAUGCAUUCCAUGCUUGUAUGUUGUUAUAUGUGUAUUCACUUAUCACUUUAAAUUGGAAAUAAAGAAAUUCUCAACAAUAACAUAGUUUACGCGGUUACGCCGAAAAUUUUUGCGGUUAUGCCGCUUUUUUAAUGACUACACGGAAUUUAAGCAGACUAAAAACGCAAUUUCACGCAUCUCAGUUAGAUGCCAAGUAGCUCAUGAAGAAAAAUCUAAAUGAGUUUAGGUUGAUCUUGUUUCAAUUUUCAUCAGCAGUGUUUUUUAUCAAUUAAUAUUGAAGGAUCUACUUUUUUCAAAUUUAUCGUACUAGUUAUGCUCAAAUAAAAAUGCUUAUAUCACUCCACGCAUAUACCAAAAGGCGAACACUUUUGGACAAGUGAAUUGUGAAUCCGCCAGAAAAAAAGAGUUUCUAAAUAUACAUUGUUGAGACAUUCACCGUUCUAACGUUAUUUGUGUAGUGAUGUUUGGAUUUAAAACAAAUUAACAGUUUUGUAGCUAAAAUGACAUGUACAGGACCGAUAAUGGAAUUUCCAACAAUGUCUUUGCGGAGGACUACUGUGACGUCAGUGUGUAGUGAAAAAAAAAUGCGUAUGGAUAUUUGAUAAGUCGUGGUUGUCAUGGAUAUGCGCGCAUUGAUUCAGAUUAUGUUAAUAGUCAAAUCGGUCUUUAAAUAGUCCUGAUCAGAGUGGAGCAUUAUUUCUUGAAAUAACUCCCUGAUCAGCAGCAGAGUUAGACAUAAACGCUUGACAAAAUGAAAAUAAUUAGUUUAUCAUUCAGUAUAGCUAUUGCAGAGGCUAGUGCAAAUAACUGUAUGUCAAUAUAUGUUUAUGGCGAUUUUUUAUGUCUCAAAUCCUGGAUUAGAAGAAUUCCGUGUUACACAGCUAUUAUUUUAGUCUAAUAAAGAGGCUUGCUUGCAGCUAUACUACCUGAUAGUGUUCUGAUUUGAUACAACCUCAAAGGAAACAAAAACACAAAAUAAUGGCCAAAAAAAUAUAAUUUUGACAAAGGCCAAAAUAAUAAUCUUUCAUUUCUUAUCAAGCAUUUACUGUUAUGUUUCAUAUAUCUGCUUUUUGCGCUAAAACAAACGGAAAACAGACUUAUUCGGACAAUGUACGAACAGAAAUAAAAUCGGUAUCGAGU
This is a messenger RNA of Mya arenaria, 2915 nucleotides long. RefSeq lists its product as uncharacterized. The transcript is spliced from 7 exons. The record is from RefSeq and is a predicted model, not a curated record. Bases 139 to 1047 code for a protein of 302 amino acids. NCBI's taxonomy places the organism in Eukaryota, Metazoa, Mollusca, Bivalvia, Myida, Myidae.